Molecule: messenger RNA, 822 nt
Organism: Acanthosepion pharaonis
Lineage: Eukaryota; Metazoa; Mollusca; Cephalopoda; Sepiida; Sepiidae
Source: the annotation of a GenBank genome assembly
AUGGCUUCGUCGUCUUUUAGGAUCGAGAGAUCGGAAGCGAAAAAGCGCGUCCUCGACUUGGAGAAAAUUGUCAAAGAUUUCGAAAGGCUGCUCUGUGAAAGGACUGAACGAACGAAGCAAUCUAUUGACCAACUGUCAAUGGAUUGCGAAUCGAAGUGCUUAAAAGUCUGGCAGGAAUUUGACGCGUUUAUAGAAGAGGCACGGCUGAAGGCUGAAGAACUGUGCGACGAGAUGAGGCGAAAGACAUCCGAACAGCAGAGUAAAUGGCGCCUCUCCUUGCAGAAGAAAGAAGACCUUUUGAAAGAGGCGGGAAUGUGGCGUAACAGUUUGCGCCAUUUAUUAGGCACUGGCAACGACGAUGAGAAUGUUGUUUGCGUUUUGCAGUCGGUGGGUGCGAAGCUUUCAUCGCAGCUCCACGAAUCGUUCGCUCCGGUCGAGGAAGGUUAUUUGGCUGUGACCUUUCCAGAAUGGUGCCAUCAAUCCUUAAACCAACUGAAAGAAGAAAUGGUCGAUUUCACGGUAGAAACAUCCAGGAAUUUGGAGCUGCAAACUGAAUGCAGUCUGCAGUAUUUGAAUCUGAAUAUUUUUUCGAUUGUCGGCAGCGACGAGGACGGUCAUGUCUUUGUUGUCGAUGGGGACGACGGAUCCAUCAAGGAAUUUGCCGAGUCUGGGGAAGUUGUCGACCGAUAUCCCUUUGGUGACAAAGGUGAGAAAUUCUUCCCCUCGGGCAUUUGUCGACUUUCCGAAGACAUUUUGAUUAUUUGUGGUCCUUUGUGCUGCCCGCAGGUCAGACCUUCUCCGUUUUCUACCAGAAGACGUUAG